AUGAGGAAAUGAAUUUCCUAAAAUCUGGGUCAAGAAGAUCAAACACCUCAAGGUUUUUUUGGCAGGACACGUGCUACCCAACAGGCCUCUUACAAGGUGUUGGCCCUCAGGGCCCUUUCUCUUUCCCUGGCCAGGAGCUCAGACAUGACGGGGAAGAUCUUCACGAACACCAGGGAGCGGUGGAGGCAGCAGAAUGUGAACAGCGCCUUCGCCAGGCUGAGGAAGCUCAUCCCCACUCACCCCCCAGACAAGAAGCUGAGCAAGAACGAAACGCUGCGCCUGGCGAUGAGGUACAUCAACUUCUUGGUCAAGGUCUUGGGGGAGCAGAGCCUGCAGCACACGGGAGCGGCAGCCCCAGGAAACCUUCUGGGACUCUUCCCCCCGGGACCCCACCUGCCUGACAGGACUCAGCUCAGUGACUACCAGGUUCCCUCCCCCGGCCCAAGCCACCACGUCCCUUAGGACAGCUCGGACUCUCAUCACCGGGGAGACCCGUGUUCGGCAGUCACUGGCCACCGACAGCCUUUUGCAGAGCCAACUUGGUGAAGAAUUUGUGAGGCAGGAAUUUAAGCGUCACAGGAGGUGGCUCAGGGACAGCUGCCAGGAGCCGACCGGAGGCCAUGAGGAGUGGCUUUGGAACGUGGCCUGUUUCUGUCUAUUUCAUAUGUCCAACAUCCACAGAAGAUGUUGUUUGAAGAAAAAACAAUCGCUCAAUAUGUUUUCAGUUAUAAGCAAGAUGAGU
This is a messenger RNA of Pipistrellus kuhlii (Kuhl's pipistrelle), 742 nucleotides long. RefSeq names its product TAL bHLH transcription factor 2 (gene TAL2). Gene Ontology annotation, molecular function: DNA-binding transcription factor activity, RNA polymerase II-specific; RNA polymerase II cis-regulatory region sequence-specific DNA binding; protein dimerization activity. The record is from RefSeq and is a predicted model, not a curated record. Gene Ontology annotation, biological process: regulation of transcription by RNA polymerase II. NCBI's taxonomy places the organism in Eukaryota, Metazoa, Chordata, Mammalia, Chiroptera, Vespertilionidae. Bases 145 to 462 code for a protein of 105 amino acids. The transcript has a single exon.